This is a messenger RNA of Vitis vinifera (wine grape), 3217 nucleotides long. Its product is annotated as protein LYK2. Gene Ontology annotation, biological process: protein phosphorylation. The record is from RefSeq and is a predicted model, not a curated record. The transcript is spliced from 3 exons. Lineage: Eukaryota; Viridiplantae; Streptophyta; Magnoliopsida; Vitales; Vitaceae. Gene Ontology annotation, molecular function: ATP binding; protein kinase activity. The coding region runs from base 950 to 2977 and encodes 675 amino acids.
GUCUCCUUUUCUCUGAAUUAUUUUUAUUUUUAUUUUUGAAGCAGUCGAGUGGUAAGCACGUGCUAUCACAUGCACGUGGCCGCCCUCCAAGAUCGAAUUUUUGUCUAUCGAUACUUGGAUCCUUGAGUCGGUUAGCCCCUCACCCCAUUUUUAAGACAUCCAAGCUGGUGUUAUCCCUUCAAAAACCAGGUUCAUGUGAUAAAAAGAUCAAACCAGCUGAUAAGUGAGUUGUAUGCAUAUGGGCCACACCCUACCCUUGUGUCCCUUAGCACUAGACUCAAUUGAAUGACUUUACAAGCCAGCGACAAAUAAAGUGGUUCUUUAUGGGGGGUAUUGGAGCUUGUCAACCUAGGAAACUCAUUCUAAAUUUGACCUAUUUUUCCGUAGCCUCUUUUCUGUGCCUCUGCUUUACCAUGCAUGGAUGUCUCAUCAAUUCAAGUGAUAUAAUCCUUCUUUCUUUUCCCACCAUGCACGCCACUAUCAUGCUAUCUGGUCACCAUUGUAAUCUUUGGAAGCUUGUCCAUGCCUUUUUAUGUUGUGACAUAUAAUUCUAUAUAAGUUGAAGGUGUAUAUCCAUGCAUGUACACCUCGUAUUUGAAUUGAUGUAGUUUCCAUGCUUGUCCUCUGUUUUUCAGAUUCAUGAAUGGAGCUAUGAUGACUAUACGUAUGCACCCAAGCUAUCAAAGAUUAAAGGAAAAUUGAUACUGCAACAGGAACAAAGCUGGGCCAGUCUGUGCAAGUGGGUGCAAGGACAUGAAUGAGUCUGAGUUAGAAGCAUGUUAAUGUAUCUAAAAGCUGGUGGGAGCCCAAGAGAGGAAGCUAUGAGCUCUGGAAGUUGAGAACUUGGGAGAGAUCACCUCCCCCUAGCCAAUGGAAUCAAGCCCAAGGAAAGGGGGUUAGCCAAACAGCUGGAAUCAGAGUUUCCUAGGUUGAAAGGCGUGGUCGGGGCAUGGCUGCUCUCAUCAAUAACUUCUAUCUAAGAGCUUUGUUUUUGUUCAUCCUUGUAUUUGUCUCCACUCUGGGACAGAGCUUGCUAAGCUGUGAGACCUCCUCCCGGGAUGCUUCUGGCUACUACUGCAAUGGAAAUGGAUCCCAGAAACAGUGUGGGACUUUUGCACUUCUUCGCACCAAUUCCUACUACUCAUCUCUUUUCAAUCUGAGCUUCUACUUAGGGAUUGAUCGGUUCUUGAUUGCAGAAGCAAAUGGCUUCUCUGCUGACACAGAGUUACUUCCAUACAAUCUGCCUUUGUUGAUCCCAAUUGAAUGUAAAUGUAAGGCCGGUUUCUUUCAGGCUGAACUCACUAAAACUACCAUAGAAGGGGAAAGCUUCUUUGGCAUUGCUGAAUCGCUGGAGGGCCUGACCACCUGCAAAGCCAUCCGAGAAAGGAACCCGAGCAUCCAACCAUGGGGUCUUGCAGAUAAAGUCCGGUUGCUAAUCCCAUUGAGAUGUGCCUGCCCAUCAUCAUCUGAACUUAUUCAAGAAACAAAGCUUUUGCUGUCUUAUCCCGUAAGUGAAGGUGAUACGGUUCCUAGCUUAGCCUUCAAGUUCAAUACUACUUCAGAAGCUAUUAUCUCAGCAAACAACAGAUCAGGAGCAACUCUGAGACUAGGAAGCCUAGCACCGGUUUCAUCGCUCCUGAUUCCACUCAGAGAUAAGCCCACCCUUGGUUCCCCUGCGAAGCCUCGUGAGCCGAAUUUGGGUCUUCCAGCAACCAGCAUCCCAGUAAUUAAUCCGCACAAGAAGAAAACAAAAAUGUGGAAGAUUGGAGUUUAUAUUGCAGUUAGUGGGGUUGCAGUUGGAGCAAGCGUUGCCAUUGCUGCAGCCGUCUUGGUGAUCCACUGGAAGCGGAAGAAGCAGAAUGCUUACAAGAUGGGAGAUGUGGAGCUACAACAGCUUGGCUUGAGUGUAAGAACCACCAGUGAGAAAAAAGUCUCGUUUGAGGGAUCCCAAGAUCCUAUCGAUCAGAUCAUCGACUCCACCCCGCAUAAGAUUGUAGUGGAGACAUACACUAUGUUGGAGCUGAGAAAAGCUACAGAGGACUUCAAUUCAAGCAAUCUCAUUGAGGGAUCGGUGUUUCAUGGUCGUCUCAAUGGCAAGAACUUGGCAAUAAAGCAUACACAUCCAGAAGCCAUUUCCAAGAUAGAGUUUGGGCUUUUUCAUGAUGCAAUUCACCAUCAUCCCAACAUAAUGAGGCUGUUAGGGACAUGCUUGAAUGAAGGUCCUGAUUCAUAUUUGAUUUUUGAGUAUGCCAAGAACGGGUCCUUGAAGGACUGGCUGCAUGGUGGGCUGGCAAUGAAGAGCCAAUUCAUUGCCUCCUGCUAUUGUUUCUUGACAUGGAACCAAAGGUUGAGGAUUUGUCUUGAUGUAGCAAUGGCCUUGCAGUACAUGCACCACAUAAUGCACCCCUGCUAUGUUCACCGAAACAUAAAAAGCCGAAACAUCUUCUUAGAUGAAGAGUUCAAUGCUAAGAUUGGGAAUUUUGGCAUGGCAAGAUGUUUUGAAGAUGAUGCUGAAGACUCCCAGCCUUAUUCAACUGCCUCUUGGAGUAAAGGGUAUUUAGCUCCAGAAUAUCUUCACCAGGGUAUAAUCUCCCCAACCCUUGAUAUUUUUGCUUAUGGGGUGGUUUUGCUGGAGGUUUUAUCUGGGAAAACACCCAUAACCAGGGCUGAUGAUAAGGGAGGAGGGAGAGUUUGGCUUCCAGAGAAAAUCAAGUCCAUAUUAGGCUCAGAAAACACAGAGGAGCUCAGAGACUGGAUGGACAGCGCAUUGGGUGAGAAUUAUUCGUUUGAUGCUGCCAUCACAUUGGCCAAUCUUGCAAGAGUUUGCACAGACGAAAAUCCAUGCUCCAGACCCAGUGCUGGGGAAAUUGUUGAAAAGUUAUCAAGAUUGGUGGAACAGCUACCAGAGGGAGAGCAAUUUUCUAUCUGCGAAAGCUCUUCCAAGCCCCUAGUCAAGGCUGCUGCAAACAGCCUAUGAAAACUAUAAACUAUAGACAACCAUCCUCAUACUGAUUCUAGCUUUUGUGUCGCUUAGGAAUUUAUCUAGAGUGUUUGGCUCUUGGUAUCUUCAUAAGGGUAGUGGGGUCCUGUACAUAUGUAAUUAAGAAACUGAAUUGGACACGGUUUAGCUUCAACUCUGUACUCUCUCUCCCCCUGUUUCUCUGUCUGUCUCUGCUUCUGAAAUAAUAAAUGCAGUUCGUACUGAGUUUUAAGGUCA